UAGUAAGUUUUUUUCUCUAAACAGUUGGAAAUAACACGGAGAACAGAGAUAGAUGAAAAUGGUAAAAGGAAACCAGCAUCAAAGCCAGAACCUAUCGCCUGCAUGGAGAUCUUACAUGUGCUUAAGCGUCAUCUUACUGACUUAUAUCCUGCUAAGGGUGAUGUCGGUUGCACCCUCACUAUUCUUUGUCCAAUUUGCUCAGUUAGUUCAAACCAGGGACAGGGACAGCGCCACCUCCAAAAUUUAGAUGAUUGCUUAAAGUAUGAUUCAAUUCCAUGUGGAACAUGUUCUAUGUCAACUGCUAAGAUUCGGUUAUAUUUCAAAGCAGAAUUGAGCUUCAGUAAAGAAAUUAGAAAUUCCUACGCACUCCAAGCAUUAACCACUGACAUGGGAACUGAGCAAAUGCGAAAGUAUUUCAUGACGAAAGGUAAGCUGAGAGGCAAACAUGAGGUCGGAAAGUUCCUGUCAUGGCAGAGAAAAAAUGGACCUUUAAAGGAUGUAGACUUUGAAUACGAAGCAACAAAGAUCUUCAUUGACGAUGUGGACAUCGACUCGUUCGAUAUUACCGUCCUGAUGUCCUUAAUUCAACAUUGCUUUAGUCCUCAAGGCGAUAAAUUCUGGGAGAAUCCACUAGAUGUUCAGGACAAAUCCGAACUGGCAAAUUUGAGACGCAUUCAACUGUACAAAGAAAGCACUCUAGACUGCAGUCAUAGCAACAGGACUACAGAUGUAGAGUUUGAGAAACAGUGGAAGGAACUUGCCACGAUCUUUAGAAAUAUCGGAGUUAACUGGUUUGAGCAGGAAAACGUUGAAGAAAUCAGAAAUUUCCAAGUUAUUCUAUCAGCCGUCGUUGAUGUCGGCACUGUAACUAUGAGGGAAUACUUCUUGGAGGUUGCUAAUCAAGGCAAGACAAAACAAAACAAGGCUACUAAACUAGACAAAAAAGAAGUUGGACGAUAUCUGAUGAAUGAGAAAGGAAAAGGUAGCUUCAAAAAUGUAAAAAUUACUCCUGAGCAGAACGCAAAAAUGUUCACACCAACAGCUGACAUUGACACGUUCGAUAUCUCAAUUAUGUAUUUGAUCAUCCGUAACUGUUGUAGCAUUCCAUACUCAUUUUGGAAAGAUCCAGAUAGAUUGCCUAGCUUGGUGCACAUCCAUCGCUACAGGAACACAACGCUUGCACAUUCUCCCAACAGUAAAAUGUCAAAUAAAGAAUUUGAGAUCGAAUGGAAGAAAGUGAGAGCAAUGCUACACGCUGCUGGUGCUUCUUUAAAUGACAUUGACAAAUAUAUGGGGCUAAGAUUUAUAAACUAA
This is a messenger RNA of Anneissia japonica, 1314 nucleotides long. RefSeq lists its product as uncharacterized. The record is from RefSeq and is a predicted model, not a curated record. The transcript has 4 exons. Bases 103 to 1314 code for a protein of 403 amino acids. NCBI's taxonomy places the organism in Eukaryota, Metazoa, Echinodermata, Crinoidea, Comatulida, Comatulidae.